Zingiber officinale is the source of this 789-nucleotide messenger RNA. RefSeq names its product cell wall protein TIR4-like. The record is from RefSeq and is a predicted model, not a curated record. The transcript is spliced from 2 exons. The coding region runs from base 1 to 789 and encodes 262 amino acids. NCBI's taxonomy places the organism in Eukaryota, Viridiplantae, Streptophyta, Magnoliopsida, Zingiberales, Zingiberaceae.
AUGCCUGAAGAUUUUCCUUGCCUUCCCUGCCCGACAUCAGGGAAUUUCACCUUCAUCCUUCUUUUCCUGUUUAUUGUGAAAAAUUGUUAUGUCGUCGACUUUCUAUCCCCAAUGGACAAUUUUUAUUCUGCCUUGAUCGAUGAAGAACUGCAUUUGGAAGAGGAUGCACUUCGCACAAAAGAACAAGAGCUUCUUGCUUCCAUUAUUCUGCCUUCCUCGGUUGAGGUUUUGGUUCCUGUGGCAGAAGCCUCCAGCUCUCAGGUGGUUCCUGAGGCUUCUGAGGGUCCUCCUACAGAAAUUCCUGUUAUUCCUUUGCUAACUGUUUCUUCGCCGAUGGCUGUUGCUUCUCCAGCAGCCACUUCCCUUCCUAUUAUCGAGCUUACAUCCCCGGUAAGCUCAGAAAAAUCCUUAGCUGAAGUUGCUCCCAACAAACGCCCGGGACGCAAACUUACUAGGGCUCCUCCCUCCAAAAGGAGACUUAUCCUUCCCGCCGACGACCUUGUUUCAGAAGGUUUUGUUCUUGCUGACCUUCCUUCUGAUGAACCUACUUUGGCUGAGCUUUACCCUUCUCUCAUUUUUCCUGCUUCACCCUCUUCCGGUACUAGUGCCCCUGGUGCUGUUUCUUUCACUUCUCCCUUGUCUAUUCCAGAAUCUGGAUCUCUACCCUCCUCGCCAUCUUCUUAUCUAGUUUUUGCUCCUCCUUCUAUUCUAACUUCCUCUUUCUCCGUGGGUUCUUCUACCAUUCCCGUCCUCCAUAUACUGCUGGGAGGUUCCUUUGCUAGUGCUUAG